AAAAAUAUCUAGUGUUACCUGUUCUACCAGCCUUGGCCCAACCCAGUUCACUCCAUUUAAAAGCAUGUUGUGGUGUUCAGUGGCGUCAUAGCUUCAAGGAAGAGUGUCAGAAGCGAACAGCAUGGCUUCCUCGUGGGCUCCAGAUGAAUUUGUUUGCUCAGUGUGUCUGGAAGUCUUGCGCGACCCCGCUACACUGCCUUGUGGACACACGUACUGCAUGCUCUGCAUCAAGAAGCAUUGGGACCAAGGGGCAUCCACAAACUGCUACAGUUGCCCCCAGUGCAGGAAAACGUUUAAUCCUCGACCAUCUCUAUCCAGGAGUACUGUGCUGGCUGAGGCCUUGGAGAAAUUAAAACUACGAUCACAGCAGCAAACUGAUCCUUCAUCUCCAGUCUAUGUCACUGUCUUACCAUCUUUGCCAACUUCUCAGGAUGGUUCUGCAGCAGCUGAGAAAGGAUUGUACCCACAGCUUCCAGUGUCUUCCCCUCGACUUUGCCCAGAGCACCAGCAACCACUGGACCUCUACUGCAGUGACGACAAAGUGUUUGUAUGUGAGGAUUGUGGACUGUAUACGCACAAGGGCCACCAGGUCGUCCGACCACAUGAAGAGAGAAGAGAGAAACAGCAAGAGGUGGUUCAGAUGCAGGCAGAAAUUCUAAGGAGAAUUCAAGAGAAAGAGAAAGACCUUCAGGAUCUCCCAAAGGCUCUAGAGGUUUACCAGGACCAGAUGCAAGUGUUCCAGAAUGAGAUUAAGGAGACCAUUGUGGAGCUGGUGAAGAGUAUGGAGCUAUUGGGCUCUCAGGUGGAAGAGCUCGUUCUCCAGGCCCACGAAGCCUUUUCAGAGAGCAGAAAAGAUACCCACCUCAGUAGGCUGCAGCAGGAAGUGGCCCAGCUUCGCAAACAGGACCAGGAGCUGCGCUCCCUCUCCUGCACACCAGAUGACGUCAGGUUUCUGGAGGAGCUUAGAACCCUCUCUGCUCAAGGCCUGGCUGGAAGCGAAGAGGUUAUUGAUCCACAGUUUGAAGCAAUCAAGUCUGGAAUCAAAGCAAAACUGGGGAGAAUGACAGACAGGCUACAGGAUCUUAACAAAGACACACUGACUCAGAUAUUCAGAAUUGUUAAUGAUUCCAAUUCAGCACGUCGCAUGUCUAAUUGUCAAGAAGCAAGUGCAGGACCCACUCACAUAAGUGCUGCCUCUGCUGAAGGUCCGCCACUUCCAUCACGGCCACCAGGAAUGGCCCGCUCUGCAACUGCGGCGACCCCAGGGCAUGCCAGAUCUGACGUCCCACCCCCUCUCCCAGAGAGACUUCCAGCCAUGAUGCGUGCUGCAACCUUACCUGUUCAAAGGCCUACAACCAACCUUCUGGCAAACCCAAAGCCCAAAACCAGAGAGGAGAUGCUGAAAUUUCGAUUUGAGCCCACGCUGGACCUGAACACAGCAUAUCGCCACAUCCGCAUCUCUGAUGGUGCUCGGAAGGCCACUCUGCGGGCGGAGGUGGUGGAUGCGUCUGAGCACCCCGACCGCUUCCUUUACUGGAGGCAGGUGCUGUGUAGGGAACCCCUGGCCGGGAGUCCCUACUACUGGGAAGUGGAGUGGACAGGGCAUAAGGUGACCGUCGGUGUGACCUACAGAGAGCUGGAGCGGGCAGCCAACGAUAACCGCUCCAGGCUGGGCUAUAACCCUUUGUCCUGGGGCCUCUACUGGUCUGGCUCCGCCUUCUCCGUCUGGCACAAUGACAAGGCGACUCCCCUGGGAGGCCCCAAAGCACACAGGAUUGGCAUCUAUCUGGACCAGCAGGAGGGUGUGCUGGCCUUCUACAGGGUCUCCCAUGGAAAAGCAGAGCUCAUCCACAGUCUCUGGGAAAACUUCACCGGUCCGCUCUUCCCCGGAUUCAGGUUCUGGACUGGAGUUGGUGCCACGAUCAAAAUUUCUGAGCUGGAGUAAGGAUGUGGAACAUUGCAGUGCCAGUUCUGACUUGUAUGCCAGCCUGAUGUCCAGCGUAUGUUCCAGUAUACUGAUGAGUUUUAUACUAAUGGUAUAGGUGCUGAUGGAUGACGUGAUUGAAGUCCUGGAUGCAAAUUUAGACAGCUAGAAUAUGUUUUCCUGGUCAUUUUUGUUGUUGUAUUUUUCUAUUGUUUUAGUUUACUCUUUCCUCACCCUCUCAGUGGAAAAUGACUCUCUGCUUGUAUUUAUUGUUGCUGAUAAAUUUACGCACAGAAGUAGUUACUUGAAAAUUACCUUAGGCUUUGGUCUUUAGGAAUGCAUUUCCAUGUAGUUAUUCUGUCAAACACUCCCCCCUGGUGGAAUUAGAGAGAUGUACAUGUUUAAACCAUACUUGAAGUGAAUCUUUUGGGAAGAGGCCAUUUGUGGCCUUAUCCUCUGGAUAUGCUGGCCUUUCCUGUGAACUGGAAUAUAUGACUACUGAGUGUAUGAAUUAAUAUAGUUACUCAAAUGCUGUACGAAGUACAGUACCCUCAAGUACCCUCUUGGUUUAGAGGGUAAUGAGAUCUGGGGAGAUUGUAGAUAAAAAUUUAAAUUGGGCCACUUGUUCAUUCAAAAUAUAUAUCAUAUACGUAGGUCUUCUCUCUCCCUCACCUUUUUCAGAUUUCGCCUUUUCUUUCUCAAUACCUUGUAUUGUAAAUAACUUAUUAAAUUAUUUAGUACAGAUUA
Molecule: messenger RNA, 2671 nt
Organism: Alosa sapidissima (American shad)
Lineage: Eukaryota; Metazoa; Chordata; Actinopteri; Clupeiformes; Clupeidae
Gene: ftr86
Product: finTRIM family, member 86
Exons: 10
Coding region: 122-1945 (607 amino acids)
Molecular function (GO): protein binding; zinc ion binding
Source: RefSeq, a predicted model, not a curated record